UUAAAUCAACAUUACGGAUUACCCUUUCUUGGUUUCUCCUUUAUAAAGAACUGCGAAAUACUGGUGAAAGAAGAGUUUUACCAAAGAAAAGAUGGAUAGAGAUGACCGAAGACGUUACUUUAUUGUUGGUUCUGUUAUAGUAGAGAUAGUUACACCAGCUUUCAGACAGAGGCUAGAGAAUGACUACAAAAGUAAAGGGUUAGGAUGUCUACAGGAUUUCAUCAACAGUAAACCUGUCAUACACAUCCUGUUUCAUCUCCGCCAUAAAAAUACCCAGUGUUGUGUGGACAGUACCAACUGUGUAAAUCAUGGUCCACUUCCUCUGAACCACAGCCAAUGGGACCUGCUGUACACUGGACCACCAAAUCAUCACUGUUUCUGCAAGUUUACAGCCAAACCUGUCACACUGGAUGAGCUUGACAUCACCUUGGCAAGUCUGAUAUUACUGAACUGUUGUACUUUAUCUGUCAAUGAAAGGUUUUAUGUUUCUAAAUUACGAGAAUUUAAGAACAACUACUUAAGCCACAAUGCUAAUGGCACCAUAACACAGGCAGAGUACACCACACUGAUUGGAGACCUUCAAACCCUUGUACUAAAACUGGAUCCCAGUAAACAAGAUGACUUUGCAAGGAUACAGAACAGAGCACUUGAUGAACCACUGUGUAACAAAUAUUUUACAUCUUUACUGGAUAUUUAUGGCCUGUUAGAAAAGAUUGGGAACAAAGUAGAGAAUGUAGAUACAUCUACAACAAGAAUCCUGACUACAGUGAACAGCAAUGCUCAAAUACUGGCUACAAUGGGUAUCAGCAAUGAUGCUUUAAUUGCUAAAAUAGAGGAUUUGCUACAAAAUAUGAUAUGCCAGAGAUGCAAGGAGAUGAUAAAUAAUCAAGAAAAGGAAAACUCAAAUAAACCCUAUAAACUAGGAAAUUCUAUCUUCACACUACAUCAUGAGAUAAACCUUACAUCAAUAGUUAGUGAUGGCUUGGUAGGAUAUGUAUCAGAUAUGAUGAUGAUGGAUGAUGGUAGAAUAGUGAUAUGUUUACAUAACCAGAGCAGACUACUGAUCUGUAAUACAGAUGGAUCACAGGCAGACAGUAUACCUGUACAGAGUUUCCCAUUGUGUGUUACAGCAGUCAACAACUCUACAGUAGCUGUUGUACUGUAUAGUAGUAUCUGUAUAGAGAUGUAUGACAUAAACAAUAAACUCAAACUUAAAUCAAUAUCACUACCUGGAAUGUGUUGGGUGAGUUGCAUUACAACUAUAAACAACAAGUUAGUUGUAGGUGGUUACGACAGACUACAGAUCAUAGAUCAUCAGACAGGAGAGGUGGUACAGACAAUAAAGACUGACUGUAGUCCUUACAGGUUACAUUGUUCUGGUGACAGAAUAUUCUACUGUGGUAACAACUAUAACAACAACAAGCUGUACAGGUACAGUUAUACUGAUGACAGACAUCACACCCUAACAUUGCCAUCACCACCCUAUAGGAUGACUACACUACAAGAUGGCAGUCUGUAUGUGGGGUGUGAGGAUGGAUCAGUACAACAUGUGUCAUCUGAUGGUAAACAGUAUAAAACUGUUACAACAGAGGACCAAAAAAAACUAAAAUUUCAUUCCAUGUCAUAUAAUUCAAAGCAAAGAAAACUUGUCACAACAUAUGCAAGUAAAAAUCAGACCUUAACAUUCAAAGUCUUCUAUGAGAAAUAAUACAGUCUUAUGUUAUCAUGUUAAUGUUUCAUAACUGUAUAAGUGCUUUAGAAGGAAUAAGAGAUGAAAUAUUUGCAUGCAUGGAUGGAUGAUAGAACAAGUUUCUUCAUAAAACAUAGACAUAAAUAUGAUAGGGGAAAUUGAUAAAUAUUCUAUGAGUCUGUCAAAAGAGAUGAUUUUAAGUAUGAACCUUUCCCUUUUACAAAGAGUGUAUAAAUUAAUAUUUUGUUAAUCAAAGGAAACUGAAAAAUUGCUGACUGAAACUGAACAGGUGAAUAAAAGCAUUAUGUUCUAAAGUAAAAUAGAACGUGAAGGUUUCAUGAAUAUAAGUUAUUACUUUUGUCUUAGACAUAUGAACAUUAUACAGUACCAUAACAUUGUUUAAAUAUCUUCAAAAUUUAAUUUGAGCUAGUUGCACGUUUUAGUUGUUUUAAAUAAACAUUGCUGUUCCAUGAUUGGUAUCCAGUAUGGCCUGUGAUAUGGACCAUUGUUUUAAGGACAAUGUGAAUAAUCAUUAAAAAAAUAAAUCAAAAUCCUAAGCAUCUUUAAUUAUUAACAGUUAUAGUGAAGCUUAACAUAAAUUGUACUUAUAAACAGAACUUUGAAAGGGAUCAAACUCCUUUUUAUACGACCGCAAAAAAAUUUGUGGUCGUAUAUUGGUAUCAAGUCGUCGGCGGCGUCAGCUUUGUCCGAAAACAUUUGAUUUCCGGACAAUAACUUUAGUAUAGGUGAAUAGAAAUCUAUGAAAUUUUAACACAAGGUUUGAAACCACAAAAGAAAGGUUGGGAUUGAUAUUGGGGGUUAUGGUCCCAACAGUUUAGGAAUUAGGGGCCAAAAAGGGGCCCAAAUAAGCAUUUUUCUAAUUUCCAGACAAUAACUUGUUGAACAUUGUAUGGAUCUCUCUGAAAUUAUACCAUAAGUUUCCAUACCACAAAGGGAUGGUUAGGAUUGGCUUUGAGGGGUUAUGGCUCAAAUUGUUUAGGAAUUAGGGGCAAAAAAGGGGGAAAAACAAGGGUUUCCUGGUUAAUGGACAAUUACUUAAGUAUUGGUCUUUGGAUCUCUAUGAAAUAGAUAUUGGACCAUUAAGCAUUAUAUAAGGGAUAGCAUUAUAUAAGGGAUAGCAUUCAAUGGAUUCAUGAUAUUUUACAGUAUAUAGAAGAAAACAAUAUUUUGGGAUUUUGAUUUUGAGAAAGCUUUUAUUCUUUAUGUUGGGACUUUUUGCUAUAAGUAUUACAAUUUUUCAUGCUAUUAGUAUUACAAUUUUUUUCAUAUGCUGAAUCUAACUGUUUAUUUGGUUGUUGGACCCAUUUUCUAAUUGGUCCAAAUUUUGGCCUGAAGGCUAUAAAAUUUGUUUUGUUUGAUUUAAUAAACAUUAAAUAAUUUAAAAGAUAAUAAUUACAAUGUUAUAUUUGAAUUACCUCCCUUACAUUGCUUUUAAAUUAUGUAAAGUUGUCAGCUAGUUCUAGUAUGAAUUAUUUUUUAGCUCUUUCUAGAAACAUCAAAUACUGUGAUGGAAGUAUAUAUAAUAUAAUAAUAGUGUAUAUCAAAGGGUUCAGUGGUAAUAAAUUUUCAUAUUCAAAAUUGUUUAUUUGUGAUCAACAUCAUUUGUUUGUGUUUUUUUUAGCAUUAAGAGUUACCUCCCUUACAAUGGUUUUGUUAUAAAGAAAUGUUGUAUUGUCUUGAGGUGAUUAGCUGCCAAUUUAUUUUUAUACAACUGCAAAAAAUUUUUGCGGUCGUAUAUUGGUAUGACGUUGGUGUUGUCGUCGUCCGAAAGACACUUUGGUUUUCGCACAAUAACUUUAUAGUUUAAUUGAAUGGAUCUUUAUGAAAUUUUACCAUAAGGUUCAAUACCACAAAAGGAAGGUUGGGAUUGAUUUUGGGGGUUAUGGUACCAACAGUUAAGGAAUUAGGGGCCAAAAAAAAGCAUUUUUGUAACUUCCAGACAAUAACUUGUGUGCUAGUGUAUGGAUCUCUCUGAAAUUGUACCACAAGGUUCCAUAUCACAAAGGAAAUGCUGGGAUUGAUUUUAGGGGCAAUUGCCUCAAAAUUUUAUGAUUAGGGACAAAAAAAAGGGGCAAAAAACAAGCAUUUUUCUUGUUUCAUGACAAUAACUUGUGUGUAAGUGUAUGGAUCUUUCUGAAAUUGUAGUUUGGGGGUAAUUGCCAAAAACGUUUAGGAAUAAGGGGCCAUAAAGUGGCCAAAAAUAAGCAUUUUUCUAGUUUCCAGACAAUAACUUGUGUUCAAGUGUAUGGAUCUCUCUGAAAUUGUACUGCAAGGUACCAUACCACAAAGGAAAGGCUUGGAUUGAUUUUGGGGGUAAUUGCCUCAAAAUUUUAGGAAUUAGGGGCAAAAAAGGGGCAAAAAACAAGCAUUUUUCUAGUUUCAGGACAAUAACUUGUGUGUAAGUGUAUGGAUCUUUAUGAAAUUGUACUACAAGGUUCCAUAUCACAAAGGGAAAGCUGCAAUUGAGUUUGGGGGUAAAUGCCCAAAACGUUUAGGAAUUUGGGGGCAAAAAGAGGCCAAAAACAAGCAUUUUUCUAUUUUCCAGACAAUAACUUGUGUUCAAGUGUAUGGAUCUCUCUGAAAUUGAACUGCAAGGUACCAUACCACAAAGGGAAGGCUGGGAUUGAGUGUGGGGUGAUGAAUCAUAAGGGGGUUCAAAAAAUUUGGGGGGAUUUUUUUUUUCCUUUUUUUCCAUUUUUUUUCUUUAAAAUUUUCCAUUUUAAAUUGGUUAUUUCUGAUUUAUAUAUAAAAGCAAAUAAUAAUGAUAUGGUUUGAAUAGGUAAAUUAAAAAAUUUUAAGUUCUUAGACCACAUUCAUUCUGUGUCAGAAACCUAUGCUGUGUCAAAUAUUUAAUCACAAUCCAAAUUCAGUGCUGUAUCAAGCUUGAAUGUUGUGUCCAUACUUGCCCCAACUGUUCAGGGUUCGACCUCUGCAGUCGUAUCAAGCUGCGCCCAGCGGAACAUUUUAUUAUGUAUUUUACUGAUAAAUGGACUUCAUUUUUUUACUGUUUAAAAGUCUUGGAGGUUUUUUUAAAGUUAACAAAUAGACUUUUGUUUUGCAGUUAAAAAGAUACAGUCUUUGGUUUAAGUUUUUUACUAGACUGGUACCUGGCACUUAUUGAUAAGCCUACUGAAUAUUUUACGGAGGGAACCAACCUAAAGUUUUACAGUUAUCAAUAACCUUGUCAAACCUUCGUGGAAUUUUAUGAAAUUUGGGCAGAAGCUUAGUUUAAUAUGAUCAAAAUACAGUAUUCAGAGCAAAAAUUUGAAAAUAUUUAUUAUAAUUUUCCUGUAUUUUACUGAUAAAUGGACUCACAUUUAAAAUCAGAUACAUUCAGGGGUUAGAGUUUGUUAGACAUCAAUAACUUUGUCAAACCUUCAUAAAAUUUUAUGAAACUUUGGCAGAAGCUUUCUUAUGAUUAAGAGAUAAUGUCUAAAGCAAACUUUUGAAAUUAUUUUUUUUCCAUUUUCAGUAUUUUUCUGAUGUAUGAUUUUUACAGUUAACAUUUACAGACAGUCUUGGAUUAUACAUUCUUUAACAUGAUAAAUUUGUACACCUUCA
Messenger RNA from Mytilus californianus (California mussel), 5272 nucleotides. RefSeq lists its product as uncharacterized. The record is from RefSeq and is a predicted model, not a curated record. The transcript is spliced from 5 exons. Gene Ontology annotation, molecular function: protein binding. Lineage: Eukaryota; Metazoa; Mollusca; Bivalvia; Mytilida; Mytilidae. Bases 92 to 1708 code for a protein of 538 amino acids.